AUGGAGACCCUGCCACUUGGUGGGACCGUGCACACCUGGGAGCAGGGGGGGCAUCAUGGGAGAAAGCUGCUGAAGAAGGGGGCUGCUGACAAUACAUGCACACACGUGCACGAUCUGUUCCAUGAAGAUGCACAGGGUUUCCACCAGGCUUGUCAGCCGUGGUGGAAGAUCAAGCUGUUCGUGUGGGAGCCGGUGCUGUUUGGAACCUGGGAUGGCGUUUUCACCACCUGCAUGAUCAACAUCUUUGGUGUGGUUCUCUUCCUGCGCACCGGCUACCUGGUGGGGAACACCGGCGUGCUGCUGGGGCUGCUCCUCGUCUCCAUGGUCGUGGUCGUUGCUUUAGUGACUGUGAUGUCGGGGAUUGGGAUUUGUGAGCACUGCGGCGUUGGCGGCGGUGGGAUCUACUCCAUGAUCUCCACUGUGCUGGGGGGCAGGGUGGGGGGCACGGUCGGCCUCCUCUACGUGUUUGGGCAGUGCGUGGCGGGGGCCAUGUACAUCACGGGCUUCUCAGAGUCGGUGGCUGAGCUCCUGGGUCUGCAGAGCCAGUGGGCGGUGCGUUGCAUGUCGGCAGCUGUGCUCCUGGCGCUGCUCGGCAUCAACCUGGCAGGUGUGAAGUGGAUCGUCCGACUCCAGCUGCUGCUGCUGGCCGUGCUGGCCGUCUCCACUCUGGACUUUGUCAUCGGCACCUUCACACAUCUUGAUCCAGAGCAUGGUUUCAUCGGUUAUUCAGCCGAGCUUCUCACCAGUAACACAAUUCCAAACUAUAGCCCAGGAGAAAACUUCUUCACAGUGUUCGGGGUCUUCUUCCCAGCUGCUACAGGGGUUAUGGCAGGCUUCAACAUGAGCUCAGAUCUGCAGCGGCCGGAGCACAACAUCCCUGUGGGAACGCUGGCAGCUGUCUUCACCUCGUGGUUCCUGUAUCUGGUCUUUGUCUUUCUUCUGGGGGCCAUCUGCACUAGAGAAGCUCUGCGCUACGACUUCUUGAUAGCAGAAAAGGUCUCCUUGGUGGGUUUCCUCUUUCUGCUGGGCCUUUACAUCUCCUCCCUGGCUUCUUGCAUGGGGGGCCUGUACGGAGCUCCCAGGAUCCUUCAGUGCAUCGCCCAGGAGAGGGUCAUCCCCUCGCUGGCUUUCCUGGGAAAAGGGAAAGGCCCAAACAGGACCCCGGUGGCUGCCAUCUGUCUGACCAGCCUGCUGACAAUGGCUUUCAUUUUUAUUGGUCAAGUCAAUAUCUUGGCACCAAUUGUCACAAUCAACUUCAUGCUCACCUACAGCUUCAUUGAUUACUCCUACUUCAGUGUGGCCAUGACCUUCCUGCUUCAGACAAAACGGAAGAAGACGACCUUGAUUUCAGGAAGGCACAGCCGGCGCAGGUCGACCAAGCAGAGUUCCAAACCGCUGCUUGAAUCCGCUAGCCCCAACUACGGGAGCGGAGGCGAGAGCCCACAAGGUAAAGGUACUUUGUUGGAGUUCACCAGGGAUAUGGACCGGAUCUUUCCACCUGCCACAAAACCUGACUCUGUGUCUGAGAAGACCCCAUCAAGCCAAGAACUGAGCAGCAGGUAUGAGAGCAGAAAGGCCACCGCAAAGCGGAAGCUGAUGGACAGCUUCGGUCUGGACCUGAACAGCAAUGUAGAAGAGGAGAGAAGUUCAGCCCCUCCAGAGGAAGGAAAUGAGCUGCCGUUCAGAGACGAGGAGGUCAAUGCUGGAGAUCAACCUCAGGUUAAACGCCACACAAGUGAAUGUAGCGUGGAAUCUGAGUCAUCUGCAGAAAGUCUCAGUCACACCACAGGUGAUGGAGAAAAAACAGAGCACCAGCACUUUGAAAUCCGACCUAUGAAAGAUUCCUGCUACACAAAGCUGUGUAACCACUGGAUUUCUCUCGUUGGGGCACUGAGUUCCAUAUUCAUUAUGUUUGUUAUUCACUGGGUUUAUGCUUUAGCAAACAUCCUAGUUGCCUUGCUGCUCUUCUUCUACAUUGGUAAAACAAGUCCUGGACUACCUAUAGGAAUUGCAGCUCAGUUCAGCUUUUUCACAUGGAUUAAAUCAAUACUUAGUAGCAUGUACAGGAAGAAAGGCUCUCCCCGGGAUGAAAUCGUAUUGACACCAUCUCUGUCUGGGAUCGGACUCAGAACAAAGCAACUGACAGAGGAAAACGCUGAUUUUGCCUCUCGCCACCGUUAUCACCAGUCCUCGUUCAUCAUUGCAGAAAAUGUGGUGCAAUCGCCACUACCCUGA
Molecule: messenger RNA, 2235 nt
Organism: Nematolebias whitei (Rio pearlfish)
Lineage: Eukaryota; Metazoa; Chordata; Actinopteri; Cyprinodontiformes; Rivulidae
Gene: slc12a8
Product: solute carrier family 12 member 8
Exons: 13
Coding region: 1-2235 (744 amino acids)
Biological process (GO): chloride transmembrane transport; potassium ion homeostasis; chloride ion homeostasis
Cellular component (GO): membrane
Molecular function (GO): potassium:chloride symporter activity
Source: RefSeq, a predicted model, not a curated record